Momordica charantia (bitter melon) is the source of this 1646-nucleotide messenger RNA. RefSeq names its product GDSL-like Lipase/Acylhydrolase superfamily protein. NCBI's taxonomy places the organism in Eukaryota, Viridiplantae, Streptophyta, Magnoliopsida, Cucurbitales, Cucurbitaceae. The record is from RefSeq and is a predicted model, not a curated record. Gene Ontology annotation, molecular function: hydrolase activity, acting on ester bonds.
CCAAACAAACAAAUUUACUUUUUAUUAAUUUAAAAUCCAUCGAAAUUUAUUGUGUUACAAACGCAAUUUAUUUCAUUCGAAUUUUUAACGGAGUUGUCAAAAUUUUGCCAAUGGGGAACCACCGGACAAUAAGGGUCCACUGCCCAUAAGUCAUAACACACCAAUUGAAGAUUAAAGCCCCACCGAUGGAGACAAAAUUUCAGAGUCCACUCCGGAUUUCUCCAAUUCUACUGUUGAACAGAGCGAGAUGAGCGUCGUGUCGCCGGAAUUUUCAGAUCGACUGUGGAAGAUCUCGGUGCUUCUACUGACGGUGACGGCGGCGGCGCAUUCGAAAUGCGAAUUCGAAGCGAUCUUCAACUUCGGAGACUCCAACUCCGACACCGGCGGCUUCUGGGCGGCGUUUCCGGCGCCGGCGCACUACGGACCUUACGGCAUGACCUUCUUCAAGAAACCCUCCGGCCGGGCCUCCGACGGAAGGCUCAUCGUCGAUUUCUUAGCGCAAUCCCUGGGACUGCCGUUUAUUAGCCCAUAUCUCCAAUCGAUAGGGUCGGAUUUCAGACAUGGUGCCAAUUUUGCAACUUUAGCUUCAACAGUGCUUUUGCCAAACACUUCAUUAUUUGUCACCGGAAUCAGCCCCUUUUCUUUGGCCAUUCAGCUCAACCAAAUGAAGGAAUUCAAGUUCAGAGUUCAUCAGUACUAUUCUUCUCCACAUCCAAAAGGAUGGACUCAACUUCCUCCACCAAAUAUUUUUGGAAAAUCUUUGUAUACAUUGUACAUUGGUCAAAAUGAUUUCACCUCCAAAUUAGGAGCCAUUGGAAUUGAAGGGGUUAAGCAAUUUCUCCCUCAAGUUAUUUCCCAAAUUGUUGAUACCAUCAAGGAGCUAUACAAGAUGGGGGGAAGAACAUUUGUUGUUCUGAACCUAGCUCCGGUGGGGUGCUACCCGGCGCUGCUCGUGGAGCUUCCACACAACAGCUCGGACCUCGACGAAUAUGGCUGCUUGAUUUCAUACAACAAAGCAGUUGCAGACUACAACGCCAUGCUUAAAAAACAGCUCAAACGAGCAAGAAAGGUUGUUCCCAAUGCUUCACUCGUUUAUUUAGACACUCACUCUGUGUUGCUGCAGCUCUUCCAACAUCCCUACUCUCAUGGUCUCAAAUAUGGUACCAAAGCUUGCUGUGGCCAUGGUGGAGGAGCCUAUAAUUUUGACCCAAAAGUUGUUUGUGGAAAUAAGAAGAAGAUAAAGAAGAGGAUUUUAGAAGCAACAGCUUGCAGAGACCCAUAUAAGUAUGUAAGUUGGGAUGGGAUCCAUGCCACAGAAGCUGCAAACAAACUUGUUACUUUGGCUAUUCUCAAUGGCUCCUAUUCUGACCCUCCCUUUUCCCUUCAAAAGCUCUGUGAUCUCCAACCGCUAGAUUGAUCCAAUCGGUCUCGGAUGAUGUGAUUGAAGACGUUCGUGUUCUCGUUUAUCUCGGGAUAAGAUUGGUUAAGUUAUAUAAAAUACCCCUAAAUUGUAGAGUUUGUUUCGAUUGAAGUUUCGUAAGUCUAAUUUUCUCCCUUCUGCUUUUAAGGGCUCGUUUGUGGUGACGUUCAUAUUUCUUGUUUCUCGUUUUCGAUUUUCUUAAGAAAUCUAAUUAUUUUGCAACUAA